CAGAGCAGGUAUAUAACACUCCCAUGGGGUUCCUCAAUUCUCCUCAUCUUCAAAUUUUACAUUUCAACUUCAUUUCUUACACAUUUCAACCACAACAAGAAACCAGAAAAUCAGAUAUAGAUUCGAUUCAGGUCGAUUUUGGAUUCAUCGCAUUAAAAUAUGAGAUCGCCGUCGAAAUCCGUAACAAAAAGGGUAAGAGAUGCUGAAGCUGAGUUGAAUUUGCCUCCCGGUUUCCGAUUUCACCCGACAGACGAGGAGCUCAUCGUUCACUAUCUCUGCCGCAAAUCCCAAACGACAGCGGAGAUUGUUGCUGUUGCUCCACCACCGCCAAUCAUCGCUGAGGUUGAUCUCUACAAACACGAUCCAUGGGAGCUUCCUGAAAUGGCUCUGUUUGGAACAAAGGAAUGGUACUUCUUCACACCAAGAGACAGGAAAUACCCUAACGGGUCAAGACCAAACCGGGUAACUAGAAACGGGUACUGGAAGGCUACCGGAGCUGAUAAACCCAUAAGGACAAAAUCCGACCCGAAUACAGUCGUGGGGAUCAAGAAAGCUUUGGUAUUUUAUGCAGGAAAAGGCAUUAAAGGGAUCAAGACGAAUUGGAUCAUGCAUGAGUAUAGACUUGAUAUGCCAAACUCUACCUCUUCUAAACACACCAAUUCCACCAUUUCUAAGUUGGAUGAUUGGGUUUUGUGUCGUCUUUACAACAAGAAGAACAAUCCAAACGAGAGGAUCAUACCAGAAGAUAAUAACGUUCAUCAUACACGUGAUCUUCAUCCUGAAUCACCAUUAGAAGAAUCACAAAGUAACAACAGUGAUAGUGUGAAUUCAUUUGAAAACUUUGAUGGCGAGUUUGAAGGUGACGACGUCAUGUUCUUGAGCGACUUACCACCGGAAUCUUUGACUAAAGUCAACGGGACAAGUGAGCAAAUCACUGUGGAAAAUUUGAUGCAAAGAGAUGAUGAUGGGAAUGAGUGGCUUGACAAUUUGAGUUUGGAAGAGUUGUAUCAUUGUUUGGAAGAACUGCCUCCUGAUCAUGACAUCUAGAAGAUGCCAAACAAUUAAUUGAAAUCAACAAUUUUCCAAUUAAGGAAUUGAGUAUUUUAGGAAAAUUUUAGUGUUUGAUCCAUGAGAGUUUUGGAUAAAUUCGAUUCGUUAGAUUUUUCAUUCAAGUGGGUGUUACGUUGAUCAUUUUU
Messenger RNA from Lactuca saligna, 1196 nucleotides. The record is from the annotation of a GenBank genome assembly. NCBI's taxonomy places the organism in Eukaryota, Viridiplantae, Streptophyta, Magnoliopsida, Asterales, Asteraceae.